Molecule: messenger RNA, 1837 nt
Organism: Acomys russatus (golden spiny mouse)
Lineage: Eukaryota; Metazoa; Chordata; Mammalia; Rodentia; Muridae
Gene: Cxadr
Product: CXADR Ig-like cell adhesion molecule
Exons: 7
Coding region: 126-1226 (366 amino acids)
Biological process (GO): homotypic cell-cell adhesion
Cellular component (GO): basolateral plasma membrane; intercalated disc; bicellular tight junction
Molecular function (GO): cell adhesion molecule binding
Source: RefSeq, a predicted model, not a curated record
GGCGGGGCGCAGAGGUGCCUUCGCUGCUGCCACCGCCGGGAGCCAGUCGGGAGUGUAUCAGGCUGUGGAAAACCGAGGUCCCCAGCUAAGAGCGUUUACCUGCAAGCUACGGCCCGGCAGCCACCAUGGCAUUCCUACUGUGCUUCAUGCUCCUGUGCGGGGUCGCGGAGUUCACCAGCGGUUUGAGCAUCACUACUCCUGAUGAACAGAAGAUCGAGAAAGCUAAAGGGGAAACUGCGUAUCUACCAUGCAAGUUUACCCUUAGUCCCGAAGACCAGGGACCACUGGACAUUGAAUGGCUGAUAUCCCCAUCUGAUAACCAGAAAGUGGAUCAAGUGAUUAUUUUGUAUUCUGGAGACAAAAUUUAUGAUAACUACUAUCCGGAUCUGAAAGGACGAGUACAUUUUACAAGUAAUGAUGUCAAGUCUGGUGAUGCGUCUAUAAACGUGACAAACCUGCAGUUAUCUGAUAUUGGCAUCUAUCAGUGCAAGGUGAAGAAAGCUCCUGGGGUCGCAAACAAGAAAGUUGUGCUGACAGUUCUUGUUAAGCCUUCAGGUACAAGAUGUUUUGUGGAUGGAUCGGAAGAGAUUGGAAAUGACUUCAAACUAAAAUGUGAACCAAAAGAAGGUUCCCUUCCCUUGCAGUAUGAAUGGCAGAAACUGUCAGACACCCAGAUAAUGCCUACGCCGUGGCUAGCAGAGAUGACUUCACCUGUUAUAUCUGUGAAAAAUGCCAGCUCGGAGUACUCCGGAACAUACAGUUGCACAGUCCAAAACAGAGUGGGCUCUGAUCAGUGCAUGCUACGGCUAGACGUUGUCCCUCCUUCCAACAGAGCCGGGACGAUUGCGGGAGCCAUCAUAGGAACGCUGCUUGCUCUCGUGCUCAUCGGGGCCAUCCUCUUUUGCUGUCAUAGAAAACGCAGAGAAGAGAAGUAUGAAAAGGAAGUUCAUCACGAUAUCAGGGAAGAUGUGCCUCCUCCAAAGAGUCGGACCUCCACUGCCAGGAGCUACAUUGGCAGUAACCACUCCUCCCUGGGAUCCAUGUCCCCUUCCAACAUGGAAGGGUAUUCCAAGACUCAGUAUAAUCAAGUCCCCAGCGAAGACUUCGAACGUGCUCCUCAGAGUCCAACUCUGGCACCUGCUAAGGUAGCUGCCCCUAAUCUAAGUCGAAUGGGAGCGGUUCCUGUGAUGAUCCCAGCACAGAGCAAGGACGGGUCUAUAGUGUAAAGCUCUGUACCUCUCUUUUCUGCUUUCCAUGGUUCAUUUCUUCUCUCAACACAGCAAAAUUUAUUUUAUUCUGAAUGUUUUAACAGCAGCCCCAACAUACAUACGAAGAAGUUAAUAAGAAACUAUAAGAAACAUGCCCCACAGAUCUUUUUGGUUCUAGUGAAACAAUGAAGGCUUAAUAGUAAUGGCAUUGACCAUCUGGGGAAGAUGGGUUUUCUUAACAAGUUGAUUUUAGGGGCAUCUAAAUAAUGCUUAAAAAAUAUGGCACUUUAAUAUGAUGUCAUAGGUGAAGAAAUUGUGAAUUUACGUACAUACCAAGUUGACACUUGAAUCAUCUGAAAACGAUACUUUGUAAUUCCUACCAUUAUUUUUAGGGUUCUGUCUCAUUUAUUUAUGAACAACGUUUUUGAACAUUUGUGAACAGUAUCUCUCAAGUUUAAGAAACAUCCAUGGAAAAAGUACUUAAUGUAUGAAUUUGUUUUAUAGCCUCAGUAUUCUAAGUGUAUUUGGGAUUGUCUCUAAGAUUAGGAGACGCUAGAGUUUUAGAAAUGACUAGUUUCAUUUCCAAGUCAUUUAUAAACAUCAUCUCUAAAAUGAUUUCUUUCUUUUCU